Phyllopteryx taeniolatus (common seadragon) is the source of this 1778-nucleotide messenger RNA. Its product is annotated as guanine nucleotide-binding protein subunit alpha-11-like. The transcript has 7 exons. Gene Ontology annotation, molecular function: G protein-coupled receptor binding; guanyl nucleotide binding; G-protein beta/gamma-subunit complex binding. NCBI's taxonomy places the organism in Eukaryota, Metazoa, Chordata, Actinopteri, Syngnathiformes, Syngnathidae. The record is from RefSeq and is a predicted model, not a curated record. Gene Ontology annotation, biological process: phospholipase C-activating dopamine receptor signaling pathway; adenylate cyclase-modulating G protein-coupled receptor signaling pathway; action potential. Gene Ontology annotation, cellular component: heterotrimeric G-protein complex. Bases 16 to 1086 code for a protein of 356 amino acids.
GCUGCUGGCGUUGCCAUGGACUGCUGCAUGGACCUCUGCCUGUCCCCCGAAGAGGCCGAGAAGCGCAGGAUCAACAGAGCCAUCAAUAGGCAACUGCAACGUGAUAAGAGAGAGUACCAGCGUGCCAUCAAGCUCCUCUUUUUAGGGACGGCGGAGAGCGGCAAGAGCACCUUCCUCAAGCAGAUGCGCAUCCUCCAUGGCAACGGCUACACUGAGGCCCAGCGGAUUCCCUUUGCUCGCUUGGUGUGCCACAACGUGGUCACCUCCAUCCAAGCGCUGAUCGAGGCCAUGCGGGUCUUCUGCGCAGACUACGCGGACAAACGCAACCUUGCCCUGGCGGAACGUCUGAGGCAAGUGGAGGCCGAGAAGGUGGACAGGUUGGAGGCUUGGCAGGUGCGCGCCAUCAAGAUUUUGUGGAGCGAUUCCGGCCUUCAGCACUGCUACGAGCGAAGACGUGAAUUCCACCUGUCCGAUUCGGCCAAAUAUUACUUCAACGACAUAGAUCGAAUCACUGCACCGGGUUACAUCCCUAAUGUGCAAGACAUCUUGAGGGUCCGCGUCCCCACCACGGGCAUCAUCGAGUACCCUUUCCUUAUAAAGGACGUUAUCUUCAGGAUGGUGGACGUGGGCGGUCAGAGUUCUGAAAGGAGGAAGUGGAUCCACUGCAUGGACAACGUCAUUUCCAUCGUCUUCCUGGGCGCUCUCAAUGAGUACGACAGCGUCAUGCUUGAGAACCCCGCACAUAAUCGGAUGGAAGAGAGCUUGGCUUUGUUCGAGACCAUCGUCAAGUACCCGUGGUUUAGCGAGACCUCCUUCAUCCUCUUCCUGAACAAGAAGGACCUGCUGGAGGACAAAGUCCAGCAUUCGGAUGUGGCCACCUACUUCCCGCAGUACAAGGGGCCUCGGAAGGACGCCAAACACGCCCAAGUGUUUUUCCUGGAGCUUUACAAGAUUCCGCACAAGGGCCACAGGAAGCCUCUGUUCAUGCACUACACCUGCGCCACCGACACCAGCAACGCCAAAGUGGUCUUCAACAGUGUCAAGGACACCAUCUUCAGAGAAAUCUUGGAAUUCACUCAGCUAUAGUCAGCUUUUGGAAUGAAUUGACUUUAAUAUGUUGUUGCAGCUUUAACCAUCCCAUAAAAGCAGCAAGGUACAUUAUGGUUUCUUUCCAUUGGUUCAUUUUUUUUUAAGCAAAGACUUUAAAAACUGUUUUGGCAAAAGUCGUCUGUGGUGAAAUGCGACCAAACCCUACUUGCGGUUCUGCGAGGAGGAAAUACAAUGUCUUUGUUUUUGCUAAUUAACAGAUGCUCAAUUUACAACAAGUUAAAUUGCAAGAGUGAUGUGACAAGAAAAUUGCCCUACUGCACCUCCCAAUCACAAUGGGCUCAAGGUUGGAAGGCUUGCACAGACUAGACUAGUCAACUAGUCGAUUGCUAACGGUUAGCAUCAAUAGAUGCAGAUUUACAACCAUUUAAGCAAUGGUUAUUUAGGGGAGGACAAAACAGAUUAAAGGCAAGUUUCCAUUCAUUUUCAGUUUUGAGCUACAAGCGUGGUCACAAAUUCAACUUGUCUCUCAAGGCGCCGCUGUAUUUUUAUGACGGCUUAUUAACCAAAAGGGCCGACUAACCAAGCGUUUCACUGCGUAGGUUUAUGAUGAACAUGCGUGCCAGAUUAGAUUUUUUUUUUCCUUAUCUGUAUUGAAGGCCUUUUUUUUUUGUAUGUUGAAGAUGACUUAUACUGUCUAAAAAAAAUAAAUACAAAUCAAGCGAUUUCAA